AUGCCAGCCAGAACUCCAUCAACUGCUGAAGCAAAAGCAAAUGACUUUCUCGAUUUCCUGAAUGCUUCACCAGGUCCCUACCAUGCAGUACACUCUGCCAUCCAACGACUUUCCAAAGCGGGCUUCACAGAGAUCAAGGAACGAGAUAACUGGUCUACAAGUCUACAACCCGGAGGGAAGUAUUAUCUCACGAGAAAUGCUUCUUCGAUUGUCGCUUUCGCCAUUGGCAAGAAGUGGAAGGCAGGUAACCCAAUUGCUAUGAUUGGUGCUCAUACCGAUUCCCCUACUUUACGUAUCAAGCCGGUGUCGAAGAAACAAGCUUCUGGCUUUAUACAGGUGGGUGUGGAGACAUAUGGGGGUGGUAUCUGGACAUCUUGGUUCGACAGAGAUUUGAGUAUCGCUGGUAGAGCUAUGGUUAAAGAUGGAGAUGGCAAUUUCGUACAGAAGCUGGUGAAGAUCGAUCGACCAAUUCUCCGCAUCCCCACUUUAGCCAUACACCUUAAUCGUGCCACAAGCUUUGAUCCGAAUAAAGAGACCGAAUUAUUCCCAAUUGCCGGUCUUGUGGCUGCCGAGUUAAAUCGUACAGGAGCGAGCGAGAACGGGCCGACUCUGAUUGAGGAAAAUAAAGACUCGGAGGAAUACCGACCCUUGCAAGCCAUGACCACUCGACAUCAUCCAUACAUUGUGGAACUGAUUGCAAAGAAUGCUGGGGUGAAUAUUGAUGAUGUCGUUGAUUUCGAAAUGAUCUUAUACGAUACACAAAAAGCUUGUUUGGGUGGAUUGAACAAUGAACUUAUUUAUUCGGGCAGAUUGGACAACUUGGGCAUGACGUACUGUAGUGUCGAAGGACUUAUUGAAUCUGUUAAGGAUUCUGCUGCUUUAGAUGAUGAAUCAUCGAUUAGACUUAUUACCUGUUUCGACCACGAAGAAAUCGGUAGUACAUCUGCCCAUGGAGCCGCCUCUAAUCUUCUUCCCGCCGUCCUCAGACGUUUAUCCGUCAUCCCCGCCUCAACUACAGCUCCUGGCUCAAGCUCUUCCUACGAUAUGGUACAUCGUGAAUCUGAUGUGGAGAUUGCAACAGCCUAUGAGCAAACCCUCGCAUCUUCCUUCCUUAUCUCUGCGGAUAUGGCUCACUCCAUCCAUCCCAAUUAUGCUCAAAAAUACGAACAAGAUCAUCGUCCCGAAAUGAACAAGGGAACAGUCAUCAAAAUUAACGCAAAUCAGCGCUAUGCUACUAAUUCCCCUGGUAUAGUCCUUCUAGAAGAAAUUGCUCGUAAAGCCAAACCAAGCGCGGAUUCAAAGGAUGGAAAGAAUGGUGUUCCCCUUCAACUUUUCGUUGUUAGAAAUGAUAGUAGUUGUGGAAGUACUAUUGGACCAAUGUUAAGUGCAGCACUGGGAACGAGGACAUUAGAUUUAGGUAAUCCAAUGCUGAGUAUGCAUAGUAUUAGAGAGUGUGGAGGGGCUUUUGAUGUCGAGCAUGGAAUUAGAUUGUUUGAGAGUUUCUUUAAUCACUUCUCGGAAUUGGAGGGAAAGAUUCUGAUUGACUAG
Sclerotinia sclerotiorum 1980 UF-70 is the source of this 1548-nucleotide messenger RNA. RefSeq lists its product as hypothetical. The transcript is spliced from 2 exons. Gene Ontology annotation, cellular component: fungal-type vacuole. NCBI's taxonomy places the organism in Eukaryota, Fungi, Ascomycota, Leotiomycetes, Helotiales, Sclerotiniaceae. The coding region runs from base 1 to 1548 and encodes 515 amino acids. Gene Ontology annotation, biological process: proteolysis. The record is from RefSeq and is a predicted model, not a curated record. Gene Ontology annotation, molecular function: zinc ion binding; metalloaminopeptidase activity.